Molecule: messenger RNA, 402 nt
Organism: Cryphonectria parasitica EP155
Lineage: Eukaryota; Fungi; Ascomycota; Sordariomycetes; Diaporthales; Cryphonectriaceae
Exons: 1
Source: RefSeq, a predicted model, not a curated record
CACGCCAACACUCCUCUUGAUACUUUCGAACUACCUUCGGCUCAUGCGGAUAUAUGACUCUCUAUUCUGUAAUAUCUCACAAGCUUCGCGUAAGAUUCCAAUAGAGAUGAUGGAGUCGGCACGGGUCAAAGCGGUCUUCCGCAUCGGUGACUUUCCAACGAUGGAGGAUAUAUCAGUCAAGACAUAUGCUAAGGGCGUUGCCGAUGUCAUCCAGAACCAUAUUCAGGAUCUGCAGCGUUGUCUAGGGCUCCCGGCCAGAUAUUGUCUCUCAGACAAGACAAGCUUCGCUUCCAAUGGAAUCUUCAGCAACAUCGAUAUAGCACCACUGCUUCAGGUUGUCAUGACACAAGAAGAUAUCAGGUCGCCGGGUGGAGGCCAAAGUCAUGUAGACUCAAUCAGAGG